AUGGCGGGCGGUAACAUCUCCGAUGCAUCACUAAAGAAGCGAGUGACGGUCACCGAAGGAUGCGAUGACAAUGAAGCUCGUGGCAACUGGACAAGAUCGAUGGGAUUCUUUCUGAGCUGUGUGGGCUAUGCAGUUGGAGUCGGUAACAUCUGGCGAUUUCCUUACAUUUGCUUUAGAAGUGGAGGCGGAGCCUUUCUCAUCCCGUACCUGAUAGCACUCGCUGUGUGCGGAAUGCCUCUGUUCUUCCUGGAUGUAGGCAUAGGUCAGUUUUCAAGCAGUGGAGGAAUUUUAAUGUGGAACAUAAGUCCUAUAUUUAAGGGUGUUGGUUUCGGAAUGAUAUUGGUGUCAGUGCUGUAUUGCGUCGUAUACAACCUGAUCGUGGCCUACAUCCUCUUCUACUUGGGGAUGUCCUUCACGAAGCUAUUGCCGUGGGAGACGUGCAUGAAUCCGUGGAACACUGCCGCAUGUCUGCAGCGUGGCUCCGAUCUCCUCGGAAGCUCUAACAUGUCCGGUGAGUCUAACCAGUCGCAGCUUGUAGACGCCAUGGUGGACAACAUUACAGCAGACGCGGGCACAGCUAACAUCAGCGGGGUCGUAACCAGGACUUCGUCGGCGACGGAGGAAUUCUUUUACAAUUUUAUAUUGGAGAUCUCUGAAGGGCUUCACAACCUUGGUGGCUUUCACUGGAAGCUGCUGCUCGCUUACUGCAUUGGCUGCUUCAUCGUUCUCGUCUGCCUCUCUAAGGGCAUCAAAUCAACGGGAAAGGUGGUGUACUUCACCGUUACCUUUCCUUAUGUGAUUCUCCUUAUACUGCUGGUGAGAGGUGUGACCCUGCCGGGAGCUUACAAUGGCAUCAAGUUUUAUCUUUACCCGAAAUGGGAGGCUCUGCUUGAAUUUAGGGUUUGGGGUUUGGCCUUUGUGCAGAUAUUCUACUCACUCGGACCAGGUUGGGGUGCUGUGGUUACGAUGGCAUCAUACAACCGUUUCCACAACAACAUGUUAAUAGAGUGUUACCUGGUACCGGUCGUGAACAGUGCUACCAGUCUCCUUGCUGGCUUCGUCGUCUUCUCUGUCCUUGGAUAUAUGGCGGAAGUCGCUCAAGUUGGCAUUCAAGACAUCGUUACUGGUGGUCCUGGUCGGAGCGUUAUAGCCAAUACCCUGAAGCCAAUAACAGACCUGGCAGAUCUCUCCUUCUAG
Molecule: messenger RNA, 1197 nt
Organism: Priapulus caudatus
Lineage: Eukaryota; Metazoa; Priapulida; Priapulimorpha; Priapulimorphida; Priapulidae
Product: sodium- and chloride-dependent glycine transporter 1-like
Exons: 8
Coding region: 1-1197 (398 amino acids)
Biological process (GO): sodium ion transmembrane transport
Cellular component (GO): membrane
Molecular function (GO): glycine transmembrane transporter activity
Source: RefSeq, a predicted model, not a curated record